UCAUUUGCCGUUUGCCUUUUGUGACGCUUCUACACUACUCUGUCUGUUCAGCGAAGGCGACGCGGUGCUGCCCCUACAGCUCAAUUGUUCCGUGAAUUUGCACGAAUCCGCAUCUGGCGUUACUUGUUCGUUCGUGUACGGAGGUGAAGAAAAAGUUUAACAACCACUAAAAUGGCUGACGACAAGAAGGACCCGAAGAGCUCGGAAUCGGAGCACAUCAACCUGAAGGUGCUCGGGCAGGACAAUGCCGUGGUGCAGUUCAAGAUCAAAAAGCAUACGCCACUCCGCAAGCUGAUGAACGCUUACUGCGAUCGGGCGGGACUGUCGCUCCAAGUGGUACGCUUCCGUUUUGAUGGACAACCGAUCAACGAGAACGACACUCCGACGACGCUGGAAAUGGAGGAAGGGGACACGAUCGAGGUGUACCAGCAGCAGACCGGCGGCGGAAAUCGUUCCAACCAGUAGACGAGGGACGGUGGCGGAAGGACGGCAGCCGGAGGAGAAGGUCACAAUUGCACGCGCUCUCUCAGCCGCUACUACCACAGCCAUGAGAGAAGAACGCAUCAUUUGGUGGGGGGAGCCAUGCAGCAGUGACGAGAUUUAAUGUAAAACAAACAACUAAUUUAGCGCGUGGUCUUCUUGCUCACGUGAAAUAAACAUUCUAUAUUAAUAACACCA
Anopheles arabiensis is the source of this 678-nucleotide messenger RNA. Its product is annotated as small ubiquitin-related modifier 3-like. The record is from RefSeq and is a predicted model, not a curated record. The coding region runs from base 172 to 465 and encodes 97 amino acids. Gene Ontology annotation, molecular function: ubiquitin-like protein ligase binding; protein tag activity. Gene Ontology annotation, cellular component: nucleus. Gene Ontology annotation, biological process: protein sumoylation. The transcript has a single exon. NCBI's taxonomy places the organism in Eukaryota, Metazoa, Arthropoda, Insecta, Diptera, Culicidae.